AAGCUAUUUUAAAUGUUGAAUUUUUCCCGCUUUGCUGUGCGCGAGGGGUUUGGCGCCAUUUUUUCGGAACACAACAGAGCACAGCAAUCUGUGACAGUGUCAACAAAUCGCCAAUUUUAAUUGCAUUCGUCAGAUUUCUUUAUAAAAUUCAGGUACAUUCAGGAAAUGGCAGAAAGAGUGGAGGACCUGAAUCUCCCUAAUGCUGUUGUUUCGAGGCUCAUUAAGGAUUCUCUCCCAGAUGGAGUAAGUGUCAGUAAAGAGGCAAGGCUAGCUCUUGCUAAAGCAGCUUCAAUAUUUGUCCUCUUCCUGACCUCGGCUUCCAACAAUGUGGCGACAAAAAAUAAUAAGAAGACUAUCAGUGCUCAAGACGUACUGCUAGCUCUUCAGGACACUGAUUUUGAAGGAUUUAUAGAACCCCUCCGUGAAUCUUUAGACAAUUUUAAAAAGGCACAGAAAGAAAAGAAAGAUGCCAAUGCGGAAAAGAGAAAAUCCAAAUCCAAAGAAGAAGAAGAGAGAAGAUCAUCCACCAAUGCCCCAGAUGGAGAUAGUGACAGUGCAAGUGCAGUUAUGAUAAGUGAUGAUGAUUAGGUUUCUUGUGACUACCUGUGAUGAUUAAUUAAUUCUAAUAAGUUUCUUUUUCUUCAUAAGACAAGUAAAUAAUACUUCCUUCAUUUUUGCUCUUCAAAAUCUUUGCUCUGUUGGAAAUCUGCUGUGGGUUGGUUUUGACUAACUUCAAAUACCACCUCUUGUCUUGAUCAUGUAUAUUAUGUGAGAAUAAGUGAAAUAAAAAGGACAGAAAUGAUGGAACAGCUUA
This is a messenger RNA of Thrips palmi, 814 nucleotides long. RefSeq names its product DNA polymerase epsilon subunit 3 (gene Chrac-14). The transcript has 3 exons. Gene Ontology annotation, cellular component: CHRAC; epsilon DNA polymerase complex. Lineage: Eukaryota; Metazoa; Arthropoda; Insecta; Thysanoptera; Thripidae. Bases 166 to 588 code for a protein of 140 amino acids. The record is from RefSeq and is a predicted model, not a curated record. Gene Ontology annotation, biological process: heterochromatin formation; leading strand elongation; DNA damage response. Gene Ontology annotation, molecular function: protein heterodimerization activity; chromatin DNA binding.